CCGUGGUCAGGAUGGAACCCGGGUCUUUGGCGCUGUGAGGUAACAACCUUACCGCCGCCCCACCAUGCUGCCACUGUGCACCCAGCUCGGGCUGCAGCUGAACUGGGCUGAUUAAAUGUUGCACGCAUGAUAGAGUUGUGGACGGGGGCAUUGUUAUAGCAGGCGCUGCCCUGUUUCCUGUAGUGCCCAGUGAUAAGCACGGCCUGUGGCAGGCACCAGCGGCCGGGACAUCUGACAGCUCCUCCGACGAGAUGCCAUCGGCACGCCUCACGGGACAGCAAGAUGCCGCCAUGCAGCACAAACCCAAACGGUUCAAGCAGGAGGGGGUCGAACCACAGCCGGAGCACAGUUGCCCGUCUUACACAGCACCACUGGAUCUGCGAAGCCAACAGGAGAUGCCCGGAACAUCGCAUGAAGCGGUAGCCACAGGUGGCCAGAGUAAGGCAGAGCGAGUUAAGACAGAGGAGGCAUCUCGCAACUACACCUAUCAGUUUUACAAUGUUCCUUCUGAGCAGCAGGAACGGCGAUGUAUCUCAGAUUUGUCAGACUCAUCAUCUGAUGAAGUCUCACUGAUGCAGCCCCCCGUUCAUCAGGCAGCUAACGCCCAUCACCCUGUACCGGCGGUCAAGCAGGAAGCAAGCUCCCACAAGACGAUCUACGCAGGCUGGGAAACGUUGCCAGGUCAGAGGCACAAACCAUGGCUCCAAGACAGCCCCUCGGACGAGAUCAUGAAAACCAAGACUCCCAUUUAUCGCACGACUGCAGCACGCAGUAGGCACGAGCGGAUGGUGCAAGAAGAGUCUCUGGCUGAAGGGCAUCAGAGCCAAGGCACUCCGUACACAGGGAAGCAGACACUCACACAAGUUCUACAGCAACUGGGGACUCAACGGCAUUUACGUGGCUUAUACAAAGAAUUCCCAGGAUCUUUUGAACUGCCAGAGGAACUAUCUCAGGACCAAUAUAGAGCACAGAGAAAGGAGGAUUCCACCUUCAAGAGGAGAAAUCAAUUUUGCAAAGGUGAGACCAGCUGCAAGAGGGAUCUGCCCCUUGCUGCCAAGGUGCCGGCUGGGUGCAUUAAGAAGUCGGAGCUGGCUGCAACUUACCUCCUGCGCAACGUGUACUUCUCAGCCAAGGAGAUGAUGCCGAAUUCCUCGACUGAGGCUCUGAACGAGCUGUGUUUGAGCCAGGGUGUGGGCGACAUGGUUGACCAGCUCAGCAUCUACCAGCGCGGCAGGUCGAUCGAGGAGUUGCAGCAGGCCAUUGCCCGGGUGGUGGACGAAGGGAUCCUGAAACGGGCGCGCUCCUGCAACUGCUUCAGUGUCUUGGUUGACCAGUCUGAAGAUUGCUUGGCCGAGCCCUGCCUCUUCCUCUACCUUCGAAUCACUGAGCAGGUGGCGGGAGGCUACGAGCCCAAGACCUAUUUGCUGGCGGUGAAGGAGGUGGGGGGCGAGGAAGAGGUGACGGCGGACAGGAUAACGGGGGCGUUGAGGGAGGUGCUGGAGGAGAAGGAUCUGGACGUGAAGCUGCUGUGCGGGCUGGCGAUCGACGGCACGGCGGUGUCUGCCGAGUGCAGGAGCAGAGCGGUGGCCGAGCUGAGGGUGCAGAGUCCCGGCCUGCUGUCUGUCCACUGCGUGGCCCACCGGCUGGCCCUGAGCUGUGUGUCUGCAGCCGACACUGUCCCCUACCUGGUGAAGUACCAGCACCUCCUCGACUGGCUCUACACCCUCUUGGCCCGCUCAUCCCAAGGCUGGGAUGGGCUGGACGCCGUGCGCAAGGUGCUGGGAGGCCGGGACACGGACAUCUUACCGUGCAGGUGGCUCACGGUGGCAGAUUCGGUAGAAGCCAUAAUCCGUAACUUUGACACACUCAUCCCUCUGCUCCGGGACGGCCGUUCGGCCCGUGGUGCGACGCUGGCAAAGGCCAUGUGCACCUACAAGUUUCUGCACUGCAGCCAUUUUCUGGCAGACGUCCUCCACCAGAUGUCCAUCCUGGGCAAGAGUUACCAGAGCCAGGACGACGUUGACUUCUCCAUCGUGCACCCUCUGCUCAAAUCCACGGUGACCACCAUCGACAAGCUGGGCGGGGGCGGGGACGGAGCUGGGGAGAUGCUGAAGAACCUUGUGGCCACACUGCCGACUGGUGCAGACGGAGACGCAGACGGCUCCUUCACCUUUCAGGGACAAGCGAUAAGGAGCGGGCCCCGCCAGCGGGCAGAGGCUGAGACCACAUGCGCCGCCUUCCUGCACAACCUCAGCCGCGACCUGAGGGCCAGGUUCGCCGAGCCACGGGACGCCGACACCAUCACCGCCUUGACCGCUGUCUUGGACCCCACGCACGCCUCCGACUCCAAGAGCCGCCACGUCCAGACGCUGACCGACUACCUGUCUGCUUCGCUGGGGGGUGGCGGCCAGGGCGACAAGGAGCGCUUCGAGAUGAGCUGCAAGCAGGAGCUGAUCAGCUUCAUGAACUUUGUGGAGUGGCGGCCGGGCCUGCAGCCGCUCGCCAGCACCACGGACGUGUGCCGACUGGCCCUCAAGCAGCGGCUCAUGUUCCCGGUGGUCGGCUCGCUGGCCGAGCGCUUCCUCACCUUGCCCGUCGCCACGGCCGGUCUCGGCGCCACCUUCCACAGGCAGCACAUGUUGAGGAACAGGCUGGGCCACUCGCUCUCCGCCAGCUCGCUGGAGAACCUCCUGAAGAUCGCCAUGCACGGGCCUCCCAUCACAGAGUUCAACUUUGCAGCUGCCUGCCACCAGCUGGCCGUCCACCAGGGCUAGCUACAGGCUGUAAACCCUGCUCCGGGUCUCCAUGGCUGCCAUGGGUUACAGGGCAGAAGGAAAAGGGAAGCCAAUCUGUGGCCAAAGUCUUGGAACCUUUAAGUGCUGGAGAAACGCUGCGGGUGCAGCAGCAUCUAUGGAGCGAAGGAAAUAGGCAACGUUUCGGGCCGAAACCCUUCUCUACUAGAUCUCCUCUUGGAACCUUUAUCCAUUUCACGGAAUCUCUUUAGACUUUAGAGAAUACGUCGUGGAAACGGGCUCUUUGGCUCACCGAGUUUGCGCCGACCACCAAGCACUAUCCU
Amblyraja radiata (thorny skate) is the source of this 3076-nucleotide messenger RNA. RefSeq names its product zinc finger protein 862-like. The coding region runs from base 252 to 2774 and encodes 840 amino acids. The transcript has 6 exons. The record is from RefSeq and is a predicted model, not a curated record. NCBI's taxonomy places the organism in Eukaryota, Metazoa, Chordata, Chondrichthyes, Rajiformes, Rajidae.